Molecule: messenger RNA, 384 nt
Organism: Yarrowia lipolytica CLIB122
Lineage: Eukaryota; Fungi; Ascomycota; Dipodascomycetes; Dipodascales
Source: RefSeq, a predicted model, not a curated record
AUGGACGAGUUCUAUCCAGAAAACAGCGUGGAUGUCGACAGUUUGGUGUCUACCGACGCCGAAUCCGCGGAACACAACAUCAUCGCCAUCAUUGGGCUCAUUUCGCAUGCUCAAAGGUACUACAAGUUUGCCCUGAGCCUGACGGACGACAAGCCAGGGUUGCAAGAGGACUUCGAAGAACAUCUGGAUCUGCUGAAUACGCGGCUGCGACAGCAUGAGGAGCAGCUCAAGCAGUUUGAAACGACACGAACGCGCUCGUUGGAGUGGCUGCUGACAGGGAUUCUGCUGGCGACGGUUGUGCAUUGGCUCAUCAGUGGCAUUUACAUAAUGGUGCUGGUUUCGCUGGGAUUGGGAUUGGGAUUUUGGAUGUGGAAGAGCCGAUAG